Molecule: messenger RNA, 1002 nt
Organism: Komagataella phaffii GS115
Lineage: Eukaryota; Fungi; Ascomycota; Pichiomycetes; Pichiales; Pichiaceae
Exons: 1
Coding region: 1-1002 (333 amino acids)
Cellular component (GO): cellular bud neck; fungal-type vacuole
Source: RefSeq, a predicted model, not a curated record
AUGUCUCAGUCAGCCAGCACAACAUCAAGGCAGUCGUCGCUGCCGCAACUGACAUCGUCUCAAGCGUCUUCUACUAUCACUUCAAGUGCAUCAUCGAGCUCUAAUUCUGAAUCCCAAAAUAGCACAGGGUCUUCUUCGGCGAACUCCUCAGCUUCGUCUUCAGGAAGACCUCGUCUCAGCUCUAGCACAACCAGCUCGGGCAUGCCCCAGCUGACAACGACCUCCCAGACGUCCUCUACAAGUUCUUUCAGCACCCCAGCGAUUUCGGUGCCUCCGUCUAAUAAUAACCCAUUCAUUUGGAGGUCGUCUCAACCUUCCGGAACUGUUUUUAUUUCAAUUGGAGCCGUUAUGGGACUGGGUAUCAUAUGCUUUAUUAUAUAUAUCACUUGGAAAAGCUUGAAAUUCAAAAGACAGGCAAAGACUGGAGGAUUUUAUGAUAGUGAUGAUUCGUACUCCCACAAAUACGAUACCAAGUACUAUGGAAACGAUUUGACUACCACGCCUUCACGGGUCCCAUUCAUGGCUCCAGAUCUCAGAUCUACAACAGACAACACUUACUAUUCCAGCAGUAACUCGGAACCUGGUGUUAAUGCCGGUGCUUUCGAUUCAAUUUCGACGUUUCACCACAAGUCAAAACAACCACUUGAUACCACCAGAAUGUACGUUUCUCCUACAGGUGACGCUAUAAAACACAGUAGGAAUUCUGUGCUUCUUCCGAGCGUUAAUAAUGGGAAAUUUGGUUCUGAUACAUCCAUUCUCUCACCAUCUAUAAAGCAAAGUUACCAAUAUAAAUCACCCACUGGUCACCAUAGGAGCAACAGUUCUCAGCAACUGUUCAUGAGUCCCAUGUUAAGCACUACUUCUUUAGCCGACUCCAAAAUUCAACAGCAGCAGCAAUCUCCAAGCGAAAAGAAGUCAAAAAGGAAUGCUAAGCGUAAAACCGUUCCAAGUAUGUACUUAGACCAACUGAUGGAUGGUGAAGGGACUGAUGACUUAGUUUAG